This is a messenger RNA of Mycena indigotica, 645 nucleotides long. Its product is annotated as Dynein heavy chain protein 1. Gene Ontology annotation, cellular component: cell cortex; cytoplasmic microtubule; cytoplasmic dynein complex. Gene Ontology annotation, molecular function: dynein light intermediate chain binding; dynein intermediate chain binding; minus-end-directed microtubule motor activity. The transcript has 5 exons. The coding region runs from base 1 to 645 and encodes 214 amino acids. Lineage: Eukaryota; Fungi; Basidiomycota; Agaricomycetes; Agaricales; Mycenaceae. The record is from RefSeq and is a predicted model, not a curated record. Gene Ontology annotation, biological process: cytoplasmic microtubule organization; minus-end-directed vesicle transport along microtubule; establishment of spindle localization.
AUGGAGGCCUUUGCGCCUGGCAACUCCUCGACGGCAGCCGCCGUCACAUUCAUUACCUUCUUCCCGGAUGACUGGCUGUACAGCGACCAACUGCGUGGGGAGUGGAGCGCCUACAAUGAGAUAUUGAAGAGAAAGAACGACUCCAUUCAGGAGCAACUCGCCGGCCUGCAACUCAAGAUCGUCGCCGAGGACAAAAUCGUCGAGAACAAGAUCAACGACAUUAUUUCAGAACAUCGCCAUGAACACAAUCAAAUCAAUGUCUUCGAGGGAAAGCUUAAUCGAGUACAGGACGACUACGACCUCCUUUGUCGGGCGAAAGAAGCCCUUGACCUUGAAUUUGUCCGCCACACGCGUCUCGAGCCUGUCUUCGAAGAGUUACGUGACCUCACAAGUGUUUGGACCGCCCUCUCCGGCGUGUGGAGCCAGAUUUCUGAGCUUCGGGAGAUGCUUUGGUCGACCGUCCAGCCAAGAAAAUUGCGACAACAAAUCGACGGGCUGAUUCAGUCAACGGGCAAGAUGCCAACGCGGAUGCGUCAAUAUGCAGCCUUCGAAUAUGUCCGGGACGUAUUGAAGGGGCUCCUCAAGUCUAACUCUGUCGUUUCAGAGCUGCAAUCAGAGGCUAUGAAGGACAGACACUGGAAGUAG